Messenger RNA from Engraulis encrasicolus (European anchovy), 1386 nucleotides. RefSeq lists its product as uncharacterized. The record is from RefSeq and is a predicted model, not a curated record. Lineage: Eukaryota; Metazoa; Chordata; Actinopteri; Clupeiformes; Engraulidae. Bases 47 to 1123 code for a protein of 358 amino acids. The transcript is spliced from 2 exons.
CAAGCACGAACAACGCAGCUCUUCCAGACCAAGCGUACCUGCCCACAUGCCCACACACCACAACUACAGUCCUCCCAGAACCAGAGCAGCACAUCACCCCAGUGACACACCCACAUCUGACUUAGCAAGGUACCUGGUAAGAAGUCAACUUGUGUCAUCAGGACUGACCAGGUUCGAUGACAAGCCGGAAAAUUACUUAUCCUGGAAAAGCUCAUUCAUGAAUACGAUCGAGAGCCUAGAUCUUAAAGCAGGGGAAGAGCUAGAUUUGUUAAUACGGUGGUUAGGCCCAGAAUCUGCCACACACGCACGCCGCAUUAGAUCAGUAAAUGUGAGGGACCAGGCAGCAGGAUUGUGGCUCGUAUGGGAGAGGUUAGAGGAGAUGUAUGGUGCGCCUGAGGCUGUAGAGGGAGCUCUCUUCACUAAACUUGAACAGUUCCCUAAAAUAUCACACAAAGAGUACCAUAAGCUUAGAGAGCUGUACGAUUUGCUGUUAGAGAUCGACUCCGCAAAGCACGAAGGUUACCUACCCGGCCUAUCCUACCUUGACACAGCAAGGGGGAUAAAUCCAAUAGUGGAGAAACUGCCAUACUCACUUCAGGAGAAGUGGGUCAUGGAAGGCUCGCAAUACAAGGAGAAAUUCAGGGUUUAUUAUCCUCCUUUUCAUUUCUUCCUAGAGUUUAUACGCAGGCAAGCAAAGGCACGCAACGACCCAAGCUUUAGCCUUCUCACCCCGACCACAGCAAGCAGGAAGGUCAGUGAAAGUCACAGUAGUAACACAAGAUCAGUCUCUGUGUAUAAAACUGACACUGCCCACUCACACUCCACCACUGCAAAUGAAGACCCAGAGAGACAAUGCCCUCUACAUCUCAAGCCACAUUCCCUGCAAGUAUGCCGGGGUUUCAGAGAAAUGACAAUUGAUGAACGAAAAAGGAUUCUACAGGAGAAGAACAUAUGUUUUAAGUGUUGUGCAUCAAACAAGCAUGUAGCCCGCAAUUGUGAGGUGGUAAUCAAAUGCACUGAGUGUGACAGCAAUAGGCACCCAACAGCGCUGCACCCAGGCCCAGCUCCAUGGAGCUCCACGAUCUCGCCACUCCCAUCAGAGAAUGGCGGGGAGAGCGAUUAAGUAUCAGACAUUGUUGUAGUGUAAAUAUGGCAUCAUUAAUGAUACCAGGCGGGGAGUGUUCUGGCUACGCCAGCCUUUAACAGGAAAACCCUUAUUUUGACAUAUGUUUACAUUUGUACUCCAGCUGCGAGACCUUAGAAUGCCCAUGGUUCUUUGACAGUUAUCUCAAGCGCUACAUGAAACCCACCAGUUUAACUUCUCGUUCCUUGAACGCAGCUAAAGGCAAUCUCUUUUCACAAUCAUCCAUAAACGACCAAACUUCA